AUGAACGACCUUCUAAACUUAAUCAUAGACUUCAACAUGGAAUUCAUGGAAAAGCAUCUAAAUUUCAGUAAAUUCAUCUAAGAUGUGAGCAUGUUUCUUGGCUGCUACUAACUCCAAUCAAGUUUAAAUAAUUUUCGCAUUUAUAUCUCUUUUCCACAUGACAGCUAUCUGCUUUUUCCUAUUCAUGAACUUGGAGAUGAGCGCCUAAUUAAAAAAUUUGCUUUUGCAGAUUUGAAACAUGUGCUACUAGAUAGAUUAGUAAAACUGCUUGGUGGCGAAAACAAUAUAAUAAUGCAAAACUUUAAUAAUCCAGCAGGUACUGUUAAAAGGCAAUGCUCUCUAUCAACUGCUAUGAUGAAGAGCAUUUGCUUCACAAAGUAAUGGAUUGAGUAGGUGAGCAUCAAACAAGUGGAAUAAUUUUCUGCGAGAAUAAUGGUUAUUAAAUUUCAGUCUGAAGAUCCUUCAUAGUAUAGCUCACUAGUCAAUGCCAUAUUUGCAGCUUAAAAAUUGAAAAUAACAAUCGAUAGCUUAACGAUUUCAAUUGAUCCAAUGGAAUCAUAAAACCAUUCUAGCAAUAAUCAUCUCAAUGGGAAUGGCCAACAAAUUUAAAAUCAUAAUCAGCAGUAGCACUCUCAGUAUCAAUAGAAUACUUAAAUCUCGACAUAAUCCCAAAUGAAUACUUCUCAGCAUGAACAUCCUAUGUAAGCUCAGCAUUAACCAGCAAGAUAGCAAAUUUAGCUUGAAGCGAGUCUUUUACAGUAAGCAGCUAAUUUGACAUCUGGAGCAGCAAUCAAUUUAAAAACUCAUAGGAUUGAAAGUGAUUUAUUUCCAACUCUGCUUGAGGUAUUUUCAAGCAACAGGGCUACCAGAGACAAACUUAAAAUACCCUUGAUUGAAAUGGUUGAUUAUCAGAGCAUGAAUAGCACAUGCAUUUGCUGCAAUAAAAAUAUCAACCUGGGUUAUUCUUGCAGCUAUUGUCUGAGCUUAUACUGCCCUGAAUAGAGCACAAAUAGAGAUUUCUGCUAGAUUUGUAAUAAAAAAUUAAAAAAGGUAUGGAGCUAUUGA
Stylonychia lemnae is the source of this 1065-nucleotide messenger RNA. The record is from the annotation of a GenBank genome assembly. Lineage: Eukaryota; Ciliophora; Spirotrichea; Sporadotrichida; Oxytrichidae.